This is a messenger RNA of Clunio marinus, 423 nucleotides long. NCBI's taxonomy places the organism in Eukaryota, Metazoa, Arthropoda, Insecta, Diptera, Chironomidae. The record is from the annotation of a GenBank genome assembly.
AUGGCUGAUGAUAGUAGUACAAUAGUGUUUUAUUUAAUAUGUGCUGUGAUCUUCCCAUUUCUAAUGUUUUCUUGUCAUUGGUUUAACAAAUCGAUGAGACAAUAUAACCAGGAGAGAAGAGAGUUUGAAGAACAGCAGCAAAGAAAUUCUUCAGGAAAUAUUCCAAGUUAUCGAUUCUCCGUGUACACAGUCGAAAAUGGACGGAGAACAUUAGUUAAUUAUGGUUCAAACAUGCCUCCGUCUCCAAAUUCUCCAUCAGCACCUCGCAUAAUUAUGGAACAUGAACUUCCACCUUCUUAUGAUGUGGCAAUAAAAAUGCAUAAAAUUGAAAGCACUCCAAACACGUCCGAGUCUACCGAACCGCCAAGAACUGGGAAUUAAUUGUGCCACUGGAAACAAAUCAAUAAACAAAAAAUAAUUCGC